UGCCGCCAUUAUUAGGCAAUUUAGCUUGGUGUUAGUGCGUGAUGAGCAGUGGUGUCCAGCGGGUGAAAUGAAGCCUAGCCACAUCCAGAAAAAAAAAGAAAAAAAAAAGAAAAAGAAAAACAGAACUUUGAAGUGUUUUAUAGAGGUCACUCUCACGCGGAAACACACACGAUGACACCAACAAGCAGGUAGAUAGAUUGAUCUUCGUCUUCUUCUUCUUCAAAGAUCUUUCAGUCACAAAUAUCCUCUUCUCAUCUGCUUCUCUAAUCGUUUCUUGAACAAACUGACCUUUUUUUUUUUUAUCCUAAAAUUAAAAGAAAUCCAGUCUUAUUCGUUUUCUUCAUCUUUUGAUGGUUUUCCAUGAACAACAACAACUUAACUUGGAGCUCAUGUGCUUUGUUUUGUUAAUUAUGGCUUGAAGCUCCAUCUGGUUUUGUCUCAUCACCUCUACUCUCAUCAAAUUGCAUGCUUUUUGUUUCUCUUAUCUUUUUCCAGUACUUGACAUCUUCAUCAGCUCAUAAAUUCCCACAAACCAUUUAUCGUAUUCAUACAUAGAAAUCAUAAAAAACUCAGUCUCCUUGCAAAACUUGAAGACUACUCGGUCUCUCAUCAAAUCAAAGACCUUAAAUUUCAAGUCUUUUUCGUUGCCAAAUAAAGCCAGAUAAUCUCUUCAAAUCCCACAUAAUUAUCCUCGGAAAAAUCAUCUUCUCUUGUUCGUGUUUCAUGUUAGAAACUAGCUAGGUAGACCAAAUCCACCUCCAAUUUACAAAUCCUCAGAAACACGUCUCUCUUUAUCAUUCAAUACAGUCUCAGAAACAGAGAACAUCAAGAAAUGCAAGAUCCAUCGACAGCAUUCCAAACAAUAAAGCCUCAGUUUCCAGAGCAAGAGCAACUCAAGUGCCCCCGCUGUGAUUCCAACAACACCAAGUUCUGCUACUACAACAACUACAACCUCUCUCAGCCCCGUCAUUUCUGCAAGAACUGCAAGAGAUACUGGACCAAAGGUGGCGCUUUGAGAAACAUCCCAGUCGGUGGCGGUAGCCGCAAGAACACCAAACGUUCCUCAAACACCAAACGCGCCAAUCCCGACCCCAAUCCCGACCCCGUUAAGCCAACCCGCCGGGUUGCGGACUCCUCCUCCUCCUCAGCGACCUCCUCAACAUCGGGACAGCAGCUGGCGGGUAAUGGGAAUCAGGAUCCGACCCGCGUAUAUGGGGUGGAGGCGGAUCCGGACAGGAAGAUACUGGAUAUGGGAGGGAGCUUCAGCUCGUUGUUGGCAUCAAGCGGGCAGUUUGGGAGUAUUUUUGAAGGGCUGGAUUCAGGUGGGUCGGGCUUGAAAAUGGUGCGGAUGGGUGGGUUUGGGGAGGAUUUGAAUGCGGGUCCAAGUAGAGACCCGGGUUUGGAUUUGCAAGGGAGCAGUAACAAUCACGCUACUAAUGAUGGUGGUGGCGAGAGUUACUUGCAAAGUGGGGAGUGGGGAAAUAGUAAUAAUGGGUGGCCUGGUCUUGCUAUUUACACUCCAGGUUCUAGCUUCCAUUAGUGCUUUUUUCUGUUUAUUUUUUUCCCCUAUAUAUAUAUUUGAUUAUGGUGUCUUUAUUGUGAUACGUUGUCGAAUUUUCUUGAAUGUGGUGGCCUAGAUAGUGCAGAAGGAUUUGACACAUGGUUGCUUGUGAGAGAGACGAUUUUGAUGGAAUGGGAGAAAGAUAUGGGAGAUCCAAAGUCCACGAUUCCAGUUAUAUCUUUGCGAGUUUUGUCUUACCAUGGCUAAACAAGGGUCAAACCUAUUCCUUUUUUAGAUAUCAUUUCUUAUUAUAAUGUU
This is a messenger RNA of Populus euphratica (Euphrates poplar), 1819 nucleotides long. RefSeq names its product dof zinc finger protein DOF3.1-like. Bases 833 to 1540 code for a protein of 235 amino acids. The transcript has a single exon. Gene Ontology annotation, biological process: regulation of DNA-templated transcription. The record is from RefSeq and is a predicted model, not a curated record. Lineage: Eukaryota; Viridiplantae; Streptophyta; Magnoliopsida; Malpighiales; Salicaceae. Gene Ontology annotation, molecular function: DNA-binding transcription factor activity; DNA binding.